AGAAAUAAAAGAAAAUACAUAGAGGCGGAGAACUGAGAUAGAAAAAAGGAUAGAAUUAAAGAAGGACAGAACUUGAAACAGACGGACAGGAAAAAUUUGGAGGUAAAGAGACAUAACAGCAAAGCCACAGAAGAAGGAAGACAAACAAAGGUAUCUUGUUUUAUAAUUUAGACGACGGACAAUUUAACAUAUUAUAAAGCACCGUCGUCAGAAACCUUCAGACUUUGAUUGAAGUGGCUUAGAACAGAGCCCAGCAGCGGGAUAUUAUGAACACAGUGAUGGACAUUGAGGUUCUGUAAAACGAGAUUAUAUCUGAGAACAGCUGAGAUCAAGUUUUUAAGUUCAGAGAUUGUACCGUGGCCCCCUAUGUCGUGUUGAACUCGUGGACACCAGUCCUCCCGGAUGUGCAUCUGUCUCUCUGCCCUCAUGUUGUAUUUCUAGAACCAUUUGACUGAUAUCAGCAACAUUUUGUGCUGGUGAAUGUAAAAUUAUUCCGUAAGUUCAAGUUUUGGUUGAAACUCGAUGAUACAACCUAUAGUGCUGUUCCUACAGACGGAAUUGCAGCAACUCUUUUGAUGACGUUUUAUUAGACACACGUGCAAUUGCACGUGCGCACUUCAGUCAUGAAUGGACUGCCCGUUCCGAUAAGGUGGAUUGGACGUAGAGGACUCUCGGCAUGGCCGGCGAACUCUGCGUGGGGAUACAGCAAGAAUCUUGUGUACAUCACAGACGUCGAGAUGGAGUACCAGUCGCGGCGUAUGUGGGACAGCAUGGACGUUGGGCGUCCCUUGCGAGUUGUGCAGAGAACUGUAUAACGGCUUAUGCUGGUCCUUUCGAAUCCAACAGAUACGAAGAUGGAGUGCGAGGUGAGAGCACUCCGCCGAGAGCUGGAGGAGACACGGACGGCGCUGCGUCUGCAGACGGUGCGCUGCCGGCAGUUGGUGGCCGCGUUCACCACAAAGCUGCAGGAGAAGGAGGCAGAAGUGCGUGCCGGAAGGGAGUUACGGGACCAACAGCUCGGGUGCGUGUUGAGGGCGCUCCUCGUGCUGGAAGCACGGUUGCGGCGGGAACAACGCCACAUUCGUCAGCAACUUUCUGACAGGGACGACGUCAUCCGCGUCCAGCAACUGGAGAUUGCGCGACUCUGUAAGAUGAAGAGGAAAAACAUCACUGCAGAGGGAAACCAGGAGAACACUGAAAGAGAAUCACAGGAGGUCUCAGGGCGUAGUUUAACUGGAGAGGAAUCAGGGGUGUGUCUCUUUGAGACACACACGAGGAAGAUACAGGAAAACCAAGAUGACUGUGCCACCUCAGAUGAGGAGAAGCCUUUACAGUGUGUUUCUGUUGGUGACAAUAAAUUUAAAACAUCACAGACUACAGCUUUUGUUAAAUUUAAGAAGAAUAGUCAUAACAGAUUGAAUAACCAUGGGUCUUAUAGGCCUUUAUCCAGGCGCAGGGAAAUGGCAAAUAGAGACAAAUUCAUUAGUCAGGAGUAUAAUAUGAAUCAGACAUCAAUGAAUUUUGAAGGUGAAAGACAUGAAUUCAAAGAAUCAACCCUUUCGGAGUCACAGGAACUUGAAGAUAGUAUGGAGAAUGGCUGUCAUGAAGAUGAAUUAGAUGCUAGAGACUUGUACAAAGAUUAUCAGCACAAUCCCGUCUUGGAAUGCGUCAGUCAGAUUCUUCUUCAUGACCAAGAGGAAAUGGAAACCACAAGAUAUCAACAGGAAAGUGUACGCAAACCUGACUGUAAGGGAACAGGAAUUUUCAGCUACCACUGUCAUAGCAUUAAAGAAGAACAGGAUGAGGAAAGCUGUGCAGAGGAGGGAGAGGAAGAGGCAGGAAGCCAAUUAGUUGAGAAUCAGUCAAAUUACCAUGGUGAUAAACAUGGCAGCCCUGAUAUACAGAACUGCAUUCAAAAUAACAAAGAGACUCUGAAGUUGCCUCUAAAAGAUAAAACACCAUCUCCACCAGCUAAAGCUCAACUGCUUGAAGAGAAAGCGUGCCUGUUGAUGGCUUCACAACGAUUGACACUUGUUAGGAAUUUAGAAUUUGAAGAAUUAGAUAAAAAGGACACAUCUAAUGUGCCACCUUGUCCACCACAGGAAAAAACGGAGUUUGCAGUAGGUAGAAGCCAAGUUCCCCCAGCUCUGCCUCCAAAGCCACCACAACUUGGGGCUAAAGGGUUGUGUAAGAAAACUAUGAAUAAUGCUCAACCGAAUCAGAAUCACCUUCAAAACAACACUAAUCUAAGCUCAACAAGUCAAGAUCAGAAAAUAUCCUCAAAAUAUGAACCAGACCAAUCCCAGGAUGUAAACCAAAACCAACGCGACAUUCCUGAAUGUGGAAAUUUAAUUGAGAACAGUGCAAAACCCAUUCUGAAUCGUGAUGCCCGAAUUCCAUCAACCAUUCACUACGCUGAGAAACCACGUCAGCGACAGAUCCUGAGCAAUGGAAGUCUGAAGCUUGCUUUGAAUCAAGAUUUGAGUCAUGACCAUCAACAGGAGAAGAACAACAAUUUCUGUAUCACUUCUCCAAGUUUUGAAGAAAAGCUUGACAAUUUAAAUAUAUCAGACUUUCAGAAUCAUUCAAAUACCUUGAAGCACCAAGUGAGAGGCGGAGGGUCAGUUACCACUGUAAAAAGUAAUAAACAGUUAGACGGUCAUACAUCUAAUUGCCAUGACCAUGAACGUAGGCGACACAAGGAGAGAGUGGUUCACAAACACACUUCACUGUUGAAAAAUAACAUAGAGACGUCACCUUCUAUAAGUAACAACAAUCACUGUGGCAAGAUUCGUGUUGGGUCGUCUGUCUCGUCACUGAUCACAGGUUCUUCAGGAAACAGUAUCAUCAGUGAGCUGACUAAAGGCGAACCUGAGGGAGCUUUGGUACUGCCUCGUGUUUCGCAGAUGGUUCGGCGGUUUGAAGACUUAGGUACUGGAAUGGGAAGAGAGUCACCUCAGGAAGAAGAUUAUGAGGAAGAGGAAGACGGAAACAAUGCGCUGAGGAGCAACUUUGAAGAAUUCAAAUUGGAAGAUGUGGACAUGGACAGUGUUGGGAGUGUGGAGGACGAAGGACGACCAGCAGGAGACGGUGCUGAGACCAGGGCUGCUGUGCUUCAAAAUGGCAAUAGUGGUGCCAAUUAUGAACAUUUCCUGGAAGCAACAGGUCUCAGUCAGAAAUCCAUUAUUACUCCCAGUCGCAUGUACAGUAAUCACAAAAAUGUUCGCAAACCAAAAGAUGUGAAACAUCGCAACAGAGUAUUGAAAGCAGCAGCAGUGAAUGGGAGGAGUGGUGGGCCAGUUGUCAAGUACUGGAUUGAGCCUUUCCUCUGAGUGGUAUCUGUAUUAACUGCUGAAGGGAAAACUUGCUGUGAACCUUUAAAAAAAUCUUAGAGUAUAAUCAAAUUUAGUGUUAUGGGCAUUAAUUACCUCAGAGACUGUAAUUUGAAAUAUUGCAAAUCAGCGCAGAAACUAAACACUCACAGGAGAAAGUACCUCUUUACACUCUUUUCAUUGUUUAAAAACAUACAUUUGAAGAUUAUAUCACAAAAAUGCCUUGAAGGUUAGGAAAGGCAGUGGCAACUGAACUGUGUGUUGCUGUCUCCAUUAAGUUUUCUUGAAUGCUUGACACUGCCACAAUCAAAUGCUUUAACUGAAACACCACAAUUAAAACUCCAUAUUUCUUGAGCUUAUGGAAACGACAAGGCCUGUCCAUAUUUCAAACUUUAAUAUGCACAUAAACAGUAAUUAGAAAGUAUUUAAUUUUUCUGUUACAUCAAAGCAAAUUCAAACAGUAUUCAUCACUUCAGUAUGGGACCAGAUAAUUUCUAACUUGAAUGAAAUUAAUUUCUUCUUUUCUUGUCACCAUUGGUGUAAACGACAUUGUUCUGCCAGUGGCUGUGAUAGUGGUUCCAUUUUUCUGUUAGUUGAAACAUGUAUUUACCAGCUGCUAUAAAGAGAAAUAAUAUUAUGUCAGAAUUAGAAUGUUGUACAUUUGUCACAUAUAAUCAUAUUCAUAAUUAGUAUUUUACUUCUUCCUAAGAUGUUUUGACUUUUAGUGGGUUGCCUGUAAUGUUUCAUAUAUAGUCAAAUCUUAUUUUGUGCUGUAGUGCGAAACUAGUGAAUUGGUAAUACUUUUCUUUAAAUUUCAGUAUUUAACGCCAUUGAAAGAGAGAGUGUUACUUGAUAUUGCCCAACACUGAAAAUGUAAAUGUUUUUGAAAAUCAGUCUGACUGUUUCGGAAGUUGAAAUGGAGUGAAAAUACAGUUGACACCGCAAAUAUAUUAGCCAUUUAAAGUUACAAAAAUAUUUGGAAAACUGAAUGAUGUGAGCAGAAAUGGGAUGGAGCCUUGAAUGAUAAAACUGUGAUUAUUUAAACAUAUACAAAUCAAUAUAUGGAUAAAACUGACAUUUUAAUACAUGACACUACUGAAAUUCAUAUGAACAACUAAUCUGUUUUGUUUUGAGUAUUUAUCAUUUAUCAGAAAAGUUUAAUUUACAAAUAACUAUAAUUUUAAUACAAAGACAAUUUAUCAUUUACCUGUCUUCUGACAUGCAUAUCAUCUUGUGGAAACCACUAUCUCGUAAAUCAGAACGUCAUAGUUUUCAUUCCCUUAUUAAUUAAAGUUCUGUUUUUUAUGUUAAUGAUCAGAUUACAAUUUGCAGUUGACAUUUGGUAAAACAUCUCAAAAUAUUUGUUCAGUAUUUUUUAAACUAAAACAGUUUUCAGAUAGUAGGGAAAUUCAAUUAAGUUCUGUAUGUUAUUUUGGCCUCAUGCAGAAAUGAACAGACUGUGAAAUAUUGGAAAUGAAAUAAGCUAAAACCGCCAAUAAGUAACCUCUUUGAAUCUAACACAUAAACUGUUGCCACAUACUCCACACAAAAAAGUUUCUAUUUGUUCAUGAUACUGCGUAGUACAUUUGCACCAUUUUAAUGGAAUUAUGCAUUUCAUGUUGAACAGCAUGUUUGUUGCAUUACAUAGAUGUUAUAAAUGUUUUAUUUCUGUAAAGUUGCUUUCCUGUUGUUGGUUGUGAAUAAGAUUGUUUCCUGAAACCAUGUAUGGUAUUGUAAUUGUAAGUUGUCAGGUUGGUUAAAGUGUCUUUCAGAUGUUGGUGUAAAAUAAAGUCUUGAUAAUGUU
This is a messenger RNA of Zootermopsis nevadensis, 5136 nucleotides long. NCBI's taxonomy places the organism in Eukaryota, Metazoa, Arthropoda, Insecta, Blattodea, Termopsidae. The record is from RefSeq and is a predicted model, not a curated record.